AUGACCGACGGCGUAGCUCACAAUGACACUGCACAUGGAAACGACCAAGACCAAGACGAAGAAGAGUACACACCGGCCCCGGCCCGCUCCACUCGACACAACAACUCUGUGCCGCCUACACCGCAGACGGCCUCGCGCACUCGCCGCAAUCCUGGCGGCGACGACGACAUGGUCCAAGAUGCGACAUCUCCUACAAAGCCCAAGCGCCGUACUGCCAAAACCGCCCGUACUGCUCGCAAGAGUCGCGUGUCUACAUCUCUGACAUCCGACGCCGAUGCUUCCGUCAUCGCCACUCCACAGCAAUCGACUUCGCCGUCUAUGCAGCAGCUCAAGCAAUCUACGCCGCUUGCCGAUAUCACAGAAUCCUCGGUGAACGACCAGACUCCACGUGCUCGGAGCAAACCUCCACCCUCCAGCCAAGUUCACAAGGUCGAUACGAAUACAACGCUGCUGGAGAAGCCAAUGGAUAUUGUCGUGCGAACAAGAGCUGCCGCUACUAUGCCCGUUUCGCAAACUCCCGACAAGCCGAGAUCGCGUACUGUCAUUACCCACCUGGUUCUGAAGAACUUCAAGAGUUAUGCCGGCCGUCAGGAAGUCGGCCCCUUCCAUGCUUCCUUCUCAUCUGUCGUUGGUCCCAACGGCUCAGGCAAAUCAAAUGUCAUCGACUCUUUGCUCUUCGUCUUUGGUUUUCGAGCCAGCAAAAUGCGCCAGGGCAAGAUCUCUGCCCUGAUCCACAACUCGGCCGCCUAUCCCGAUCUGGACCACUGCGAGGUCGAAGUUCACUUCCAACAGGUUAUGGAUCUGCCGGCUGGUGGCCACACUGUUGUCGCCGAUUCCCAGCUGGUCAUUUCAAGACGCGCCUUCAAAAACAAUGCCAGCAAAUACUACAUCAACGGCCGAGAGUCCAACUUCACCGCUGUCACAACUCUGCUACGCGAGCGCGGUGUUGAUCUUGACCACAAGCGUUUCCUGAUCUUGCAAGGCGAGGUCGAGUCAAUUGCCCAAAUGAAGCCAAAAGCCGCCAGCGAACACGACGACGGUCUGCUGGAAUACCUCGAAGAUAUUAUCGGCACUUCCAAAUACAAGACACCCAUUGACGAAGCUGCCACCGAGACGGAGGCUCUGAACGAAGUAUGUGCCGAGAAGAAUACAAGAGUGCAGCAUGUUGAGAAGGAGAGGAACGCUCUCGAGGACAAAAAGGACAAAGCGCUGGCCUUCAUCCGCGAUGAAAAUGAGCUGGCCACAAAACAGUCUGCUCUCUAUCAAAUCUACAUCAAUGAGUGCUCCGACAACGUCACCGUAACCGACGAGGCCGUUCAGCAACUCCAACAGCAGCUCGAUGACGAGCUGGAAAAGCACAAAGGCAAUCAAGAGGGGAUUAAGCGCCUGCAAAAACAACACAGCGCAACAUCCAAGGAGUACGAGCGUAUGGCUGAAGGCACUCAAUCCGUUCUCAAAGAGAUGGCAAAGCUCGAUAAGGAAACCGUCAAGCACGCAGAGAAGAAGAAAUUUCUCGCCAACAAGGCUAAGAAGCUUGAAAAAACGGCAGAAGACAGCAGAUUCGCCAUCUCUGGAGCUACCACACAAUCCACUCAAGCCGAGGACGACAUCAACAGGAAUGCACAAUCGAUAGCUGAGUUAGAAGCAGAGAUGCAGCAAGAGGAGGCGCGAUUGACUCAAAUCCGUGAAAGUCUCAAAGGCAAAACUCAAGGCAUCUCAGACGAAAUCGCAGCCAAGCAAAAGACUCUGGAGCCCUGGCAAGCCAAGGUCAACGAGAAGCAGUCUUCUAUCUCGGUCGCAAAGAGCGAGCUCGAUAUUCUCCGCGAGCGAGGAAAUGCCGGAGCAAAUGCUAUUCAGGAUAUUGAAUCAAAGAUCACGACACUCUUUGAGACCCGUGAAGCUAAAGCAGUCGAGUACAAUGAAUGCAAACGAGAAAGAAGAGCGGUGGAGGAGUCUGUGCAAGAAGCGCAGACUGAUAUUGAUAAUCUCGCUUCGAAAGAGCCCGCCUUGCGUUCGAAUCUCUCAGAUGCCAGACAAAAAGCCGAUGAGGCAAGAGCAAGCUUAGCUGCCACACAGACCCAAGGAAACGUCCUCACUGGUCUCAUGCGCCUAAAGGAGUCGGGCAGAAUCGAUGGAUUUCAUGGACGCCUGGGUAAUCUUGGUGCUAUUGACGCGAGAUUUGAUGUCGCAAUCUCUACUGCGUGCCCUUCCCUCGACAAUCUGGUUGUCGACUCUGUUGAGGUCGGUCAACAGUGUAUCGAGUACCUUCGCAAGAACGACUUGGGCCGUGCCAACUUCAUUUUGCUUGAUCGCUUGCCGCAGCGAGAUCUGUCGAUGAUACAAACACCAGAGAAUGUGCCUCGACUCUACGAUCUUGUCAAGCCAAAGCACGAUCGGUACAGACCCGCUUUCUACAGUGUACUCCAAAACACACUGGUUGCCAAGGAUCUUGAGCAGGCGAACCGCAUCGCUUAUGGCGCAAAGCGUUGGAGAGUUGUCACUCUUGACGGCCAACUGAUCGACAAGUCAGGCACCAUGAGCGGUGGUGGUACGAGGGUCGCCAGGGGUGCUAUGUCUUCCAAGGUCGUGGCAGAUGUGACUAAGGAUCAGGUCGCCAAAUUGGAGGUCAAUCGUGACACACUGGAGGAAACCUUUGGACAAUUCCAGAAGAGAGUUCAGCAACUAGAGGCUCAUCUCAAGCAACUGCAAGACCGAGUACCACAACUCGAUACUCAAGCUCGGAAGUUGAAAAUGGAGGUUGAGAGCUUAGAUCGUAACAUUGCCGACGCCGAAAAACGACUUGAAGAGCUCCAGUCAGAGAGUGAACCCUCGCAGUCAGACAGCAAGCGCAUCUCUGAGCUCGAGAAGACUAUCAAGACUCUAGAGAAGGAGACCGAGAAGCUACAAUCGGAGACCGCUGGCAUUGAGGAGGAGAUCAAAGCACUCCAAGACAAGAUUAUGGAAGUCGGAGGCGUGCAGCUUCGCACACAGAAGGCCAAAGUCGACGGGCUCAAGGAACAGAUAGAUCAUCGCACCGAGGAGAUGUCCAAUGCGGAAAUCAACAAGGCCAAAGCUGACAAGCAGAAGACGAAACACGAAAAGACUUUCAACGAUGCGCAAUCUGAACUGGAGAAGGUAACAGCUGAUGCGGAGAAAGUCGAGGACGAAAUCAAAGAGCAGACUAGAAACACUGCAGAAUUCCGCAAAGAGGCAGAGGAAGCCCAAGAGGCCUUGGACACCAAGAAAGAAGAGCUCGAGACACUCAAGAGCGAGCUCGAUGCCCAAACAGCCAUCUUGAACGAAACGCGAGGAAUCGAGAUUGAAAUGCGCAACAAACUCGAAGAGAAUCAGAAGAUCAUGGCCGAAAACCAGAAGCGCCUCCGAUACUGGCAGGAGAAGCUGAACAAGCUCACUGUCCAGAACAUUGGGGACGAUGGCGAGGAGCUUGAGCCUCUGCCUAUGGCACAAUAUACCAAGGAUGAACUCGAGGAUAUGUCCAAGGAUGAACUCAAAGCUUCGAUAGCGCUUCUCGAAGAGUCAACGUCCCAAGCAGUUGAGCUUUCCGUUUUGGCCGAAUACCGUCGACGUGUAUCUGAACAUACAUCACGCAUGUCUGAUCUCAACGAAGCCCUGGGUGGCCGCGACUCGGCAAAGAAACGCUUGGACGACCUCAGACGUAUGCGUCUCGAAGGUUUCAUGGAAGGCUUCUCCACUAUCUCCAUGCGACUCAAGGAGAUGUAUCAGAUGAUCACCAUGGGCGGUAACGCAGAGCUCGAACUCGUUGACAGUCUUGAUCCUUUCAGCGAGGGUAUCCUCUUCAGUGUCAUGCCGCCGAAGAAGAGUUGGAAGAACAUCAGCAACUUGUCUGGUGGAGAGAAGACGCUCAGCUCGCUAGCACUCGUGUUUGCUCUGCAUCACUACAAGCCGACUCCCCUCUACGUCAUGGACGAGAUUGACGCCGCUCUCGACUUCCGCAACGUUUCGAUUGUUGCCAGUUACAUCAAGGAGAGAACCAAAAACGCCCAGUUCAUUGUCAUCUCUCUGAGAAACAACAUGUUUGAGUUGGCUGCUAGAUUGGUUGGUGUUUACAAGGUGAACCAUAUGACGAAGAGUGUUACCAUUGAAAACAAAGACUACAUUCAAGCGGCAGCAGCAUGA
Molecule: messenger RNA, 4158 nt
Organism: Aureobasidium namibiae CBS 147.97
Lineage: Eukaryota; Fungi; Ascomycota; Dothideomycetes; Dothideales; Saccotheciaceae
Product: putative nuclear condensin complex subunit Smc4
Exons: 4
Coding region: 1-4158 (1385 amino acids)
Biological process (GO): mitotic chromosome condensation
Cellular component (GO): chromosome
Molecular function (GO): ATP hydrolysis activity; protein binding; ATP binding
Source: RefSeq, a predicted model, not a curated record